AUGGCAACUGAUCAAGAACCUAUCAUCACCGACAGAAAAACUGCCGACACCGCUCCCGCGAAUGACGGCGAAAUGGAGCAAUCCCAGCGCGGCGACAACCGACAAAAUGGCCGAGGCGGCGGCCGGAGGGAGAAGAACCUGUCAAGAUCAAAACGCAAGAACUUCUCCACGAGGGAGCGCACGCAGGACGGCUGGGGCAAGCAGAAGCGAAGGCGGCUCGACGAACACGGCAACACGCUGCCCGGGCGCGACGGCGAGCCCGCGCAGCCGUCGCACAUGAGCAUCCCCUUCUCCGCCGAGGAGAUCGCCGCCGAGGAGCGCCGGCCGAAGCGCAAGGUCGCCGUGCUGGUCGGCUACGCCGGCACGGGCUACAAGGGCAUGCAGAUCAACCACCAGGACAAGACGAUCGAGGGCGACCUGUUCGCGGCCUUUGUCGCCGCGGGCGCCAUCUCCAAGGCCAACGCCAACGACCCGAAGAAGUCGAGCCUCGUGCGCUGCGCGCGGACGGACAAGGGCGUGCACGCGGCGGGCAACGUCAUCUCGCUCAAGCUCAUCAUCGAGGACGAGGGCGUCGUGCAGAAGAUCAACGACAACCUGCCCGAGCAGAUCCGCGUGUGGGGCAUGCAGCGCACCAACAACUCGUUCAGCUGCUACCAGGCCUGCGACUCGCGGUGGUACGAGUACCUGCUGCCGACGUACUCGCUGCUGCCGCCGCACCCCAGCAGCUACCUGGGCAAGCAGAUGGAGGAGUCGGCCAGGGAGCGGGGCGUGUACGACGAGAUGAUGGAGCGCCUGGGCGAGGUGAGGGACUACUGGAGCGAGGUGGACAAGAACGAGAUCGUGCCCAUCCUGGAGCGGCUGGACCCGGACGUCAGGGCGGAGGUGCUGGGCAAGAUGCACUCGUCGGCGGAGUUUAUAGAGAGAGGAUGGAAGAGGCUGGACGAUAUCGAGCAUCCGAGGACGAAGCCCGCAAAGACUGAGACCGAGACGUCGAAUACGACUAAGGCGCCUAGCUCAACGGAGGAAGCCGCCCCCGCAGACGACCAGAGCAAACCGAACGAGGAAGGCGAGGAAGCAGAAUCAGCAGAUGCAAAGGCCAAGGCGGAGAAGGAGUUGAGCCCAGCGGAGCAGGCCCUCCGCGAGAUCAAGGCAGCCUACGUCGCCGCCAAGCGGCGGUACCGCAUCACGCCCGCCCGGCGCGAGCAGCUGCAGGCCGCGCUCAACGAGUACGUCGGCACGCGCAACUUCCACAACUACACGGUCGACAAGUCCUUCUCGGACCCUUCCGCCAAGCGGCUCAUCCGCUCGUUCACGGUCAACCCGCAGCCGAUCCAGAUCCGCGACACCGAGUGGCUCUCGCUCAAGGUGCACGGGCAGAGCUUCAUGAUGCAUCAGAUCCGCAAGAUGGUGGCCAUGGCCGUGCUCGUGACGCGCUGCGGCGCGCCGCUCGAGCGCGUGCGCCAGAGCUACGAGGCCAAGCGCAUCAGCAUCCCCAAGGCGCCCGGCCUCGGCCUGCUGCUCGAGAGGCCCGUCUUCGAGCAGUACAACAAGCGCGCGACCAACAACCUCGGCAAGGAGGCGCUGGACUUUGCCAAGUACGACAAGGAGAUUGAGGAGUUCAAGCACAAGCAGAUCUACUCGCGGAUGUGGGACGUCGAGGAGAAGGAGAACGUAUUUCACAUGUUCUUCAAUCAGCUCGACAACUUCAAGACACCGUACUUCCUGUGGGUUACGGCGGCAGGGUUUGAUGCCGCGUACGAGCGGGUUGAGAAGGGCGGCAAGUUGCCCGAGGGGCUCGAGGACGUCGCUGGUGACGAAGGUGGAGAGGUGGACGAGACUGGGUCUUGA
Thyridium curvatum is the source of this 1848-nucleotide messenger RNA. RefSeq lists its product as uncharacterized. Bases 1 to 1848 code for a protein of 615 amino acids. Gene Ontology annotation, molecular function: pseudouridine synthase activity; RNA binding. The transcript is spliced from 3 exons. Lineage: Eukaryota; Fungi; Ascomycota; Sordariomycetes; Thyridiales; Thyridiaceae. Gene Ontology annotation, cellular component: nucleus. Gene Ontology annotation, biological process: mRNA pseudouridine synthesis; tRNA pseudouridine synthesis. The record is from RefSeq and is a predicted model, not a curated record.